AUGGCGGGUCCGAUCCGACAAACCAUAGACAUCAAGUCGCUCGAGAACUACCUAGAGAAACAUGUACCAGAAAUAAAGACACCACUCGACGUUAAGCAGUUCGGAUACGGCCAAUCGAACCCGACGUAUCUCCUGACAUCCUCUGACAAACAGCAAUACGUGCUACGCAAAAAGCCCCCAGGAAAGUUGCUAUCGAAGACAGCACACAAGGUCGAACGAGAAUACCGAAUUUUGCAUGCCUUGGAGACGACCGAUGUUCCAGUACCAAAAACAUAUUGUCUGUGCGAGGAUGAUUCUGUCGUUGGCACAGCUUUCUACAUCAUGGAAUUUCUGGAUGGUAGGAUUAUUGAAGACCCCUGCCUGCCAGAUGUCAGCCCGGAGCACAGGAACGAAAUGUGGCGGUCUGCAGUCACCACCUUGGCCAAGUUCCAUCGAGUUUCUCCAGCUUCAGUGAAUCUAGCAUCUUACGGAAAAGCGAAUGGCUUCUACAAUCGCCAACUUGCGACCUUCAACACCAUUCAGGAUGCGCAAGCAAAGGCUGUGGACAUUGAAUCAAACGAACCAGUAGGAAAGAUUCCACAUUUCGAUGACAUGGUCGCUUUCUUCGGCGACAAAGACACCCAGCCGCAGGAUCGUAGUAGCUUUGUCCACGGGGACUACAAGAUCGACAACGUGGUCUUUCACAAGACUGAACCGAGAGUCAUUGGAAUCCUAGACUGGGAGAUGUCAACGAUAGGCCAUCCACUUUCCGACUUGAGCAACCUGCUUACUCCAUUCACCACUGCCGAUUCUCCAGUAGCUCGAUCGAUUGGAAGAGGGAGCGAAACAUUCCUUCCAGGUAACACACCAGGUCUACCAACAAAGCAGCAGUGUAUCGAUUGGUAUAGACAAGUGGCUGGAUGGGAUCCACGACCAGAUAUGACAUGGGGUGAAGCAUUCGGCAUCUAUCGCGGCAGUAUCAUCAUGCAAGGCAUUGCGGCGAGAUAUGCUCUCAGGCAAGCGAGCAGCGCCCGCGCGCAGGAGUACGCUGUACAGAUGCGACCUUUUGCUACGGUAGGCUGGGAUCUGGUCCAGCAGUGUCAGAGAGAACGAGUCAAGCAGGGUACGAAGGCCAAGCUGUAG
This is a messenger RNA of Aureobasidium subglaciale EXF-2481, 1122 nucleotides long. RefSeq lists its product as uncharacterized. The record is from RefSeq and is a predicted model, not a curated record. The transcript has 3 exons. The coding region runs from base 1 to 1122 and encodes 373 amino acids. NCBI's taxonomy places the organism in Eukaryota, Fungi, Ascomycota, Dothideomycetes, Dothideales, Saccotheciaceae.